GCUUCCAUUUCUGAACCGAGGAGACGCCGCCGAGCUCGCGUACAGCCCUCGCUUUUUUUUUUUUAAUAUACACGUUUAAGUAAAAAUACACCUCGGUUCGGUGUCGUAGAUUUGGGCCAUUGGCUAAAAAUAGCGAGUGAAACACCACACCUUGUGUGUUGUGGUACGCUGUUUGAGUUGUAGCUAGAGCUGAAGCUAGCAUUUUAUUUCCUGUUUUAACUUUACAGAGCGGCGUUUUCCGCCGUUUUCUUUUCGCCGCCCCGCUCACUCUACCCCCCUUGCGUGUGAGUGGGGGCCUGCAACGUCGGUUUAGCCACGAGGCGCGUCGGUAGUGUCGGUUAAGAACGAUGGCGGAGUUCGGCAACGGACUAGCGGAUGAAUCUCUACUAGAUUCAGAUCCCGGACAUCCCGAACUGGAAGACCCGGGUGUCGGUGACGAGGAACCAGGGUUAGAAGAGGGAGAGGCCGCAAUUGAAGACCCGGAACUGGAGGCAAUUAAAGCUCGGGUCCGAGAGAUGGAGGAAGAGGCAGAAAAGCUGAAGGAGCUACAGAACGAGGUGGAGAAACAGAUGAAUCUCAGCCCCCCACCAGUUGGUCCUGUCAUCAUGUCCAUCGAGGAGAAGAUGGAGGCAGAUGGCAGAUCGAUUUAUGUUGGCAAUGUGGAUUAUGGUGCCACAGCAGAGGAGCUUGAGGCUCACUUUCAUGGCUGUGGUUCAGUAAACAGAGUCACCAUUCUAUGUGACAAAUACACAGGGCAUCCCAAGGGGUUUGCUUAUAUCGAGUUUGCAGACAAAGAGUCAGUUAGGACAGCGAUGGCUCUGGAUGAAUCCCUUUUCAGAGGAAGACAGAUAAAGGUGGGAGCCAAGAGAACAAACAGACCAGGCAUCAGCACCACAGAUCGCGGUUUUCCACGGGGUCGGUUCCGAUCACGGGGAGGAAGCUUCCCCUCGCGUGCACGAUACUACAGUGGUUACACACCACCUAGAGGCAGAGGACGGGCCUUCAGGGGCCGAGGGCGAACAACAUCGUGGUAUUCCCCUUACUAAACACCCCCCCUCCCCAGUACUCCCUUACUAUCAGUUCCCCCCCCAUCUUUGUUCCAUUUUAAAACACAUGCACCCACACAUACACACAAUGAAAUUCCUCCCCUUCCUUCCCCACCAAAAAAAAGAAGAAACUACAGAGGAGAGGAUAAAAAAAGACAAAAAAUGAAAAGGAAAAAACCCUCUCCUGGACAGAGAGACUGGCUGGCCGCAGUGUGAGAUUGUGUGAGAGCGUGCGUGUGCAGGGCUUGAUGCGGUCACACCUGGUAAGGUAAACCUUGGUUGGCCAUUGGUGGGGGAUUACAGUGGCAGACAUCUGUUGGGUUUUUGUUUGUUCAUGAAGGAAAAGGUUGGGUCAAAAAAAAAAAAAGUGUUAAAAAGAAAGAUGGUAUCUCAGGCUGCAGAUGUGUCUCCUUUGGUCUGGCUGUGACCUCCUGCUUUCACACCAUCACCAGUACAGCCCACCCACUCACCUUCCACCACCAUCCAGAAAUAGGGGUAAAAAAAAAAAAGAAGGGGAGGGAGGGCAGGAAGAAGAAAGUUAUUGUUCGGUUUUUGUUUUUUGUUGCUGUUAGCACAUCAGUGUAAAACUUCCACUAGCUUUUAGUGUUUGUUGUUGUAAUUUUGUCGUUUGGAGUUUGUCAUUACCUCCUGACCCCCCAUCCACCCCUACUCCUACCCUCUCAAGCCCUCUUUGUGUCUGUUUUCUGCCUCUUACACCCUCUCCCCUCCCUGUAUUUAUAAAGUAUUUCCCCCCUU
Messenger RNA from Girardinichthys multiradiatus, 1802 nucleotides. RefSeq names its product poly(A) binding protein, nuclear 1 (gene pabpn1). Lineage: Eukaryota; Metazoa; Chordata; Actinopteri; Cyprinodontiformes; Goodeidae. The coding region runs from base 348 to 1046 and encodes 232 amino acids. The transcript is spliced from 7 exons. The record is from RefSeq and is a predicted model, not a curated record. Gene Ontology annotation, molecular function: RNA binding.